This is a messenger RNA of Saccostrea cuccullata (small rock oyster), 1391 nucleotides long. RefSeq lists its product as uncharacterized. Lineage: Eukaryota; Metazoa; Mollusca; Bivalvia; Ostreida; Ostreidae. Bases 25 to 1353 code for a protein of 442 amino acids. The record is from RefSeq and is a predicted model, not a curated record. The transcript is spliced from 6 exons.
CAUGAAUAUAUCUCAUUUACAGCAAUGACAACAGCAUCACCAAUGGGGUGUAAUAGGUACGGCAAUCCAUGCUGUUAUAAUCAGCAUUCAAUCUCAGAAAGUAAAAGCUGCAAAGAAUGUCCACCUGGAUCCAUGGGAUGGAACUGUAAUAUGACCUGUCCGUCAGGGUUUUAUGGAAGGUUGUGUCAGUUUCACUGUAAAUGCCUAGCCUAUAACUGCCAUCAUGUCACAGGAUGUACUAAAGAAAACAACUUUUGGUCUCAGAACACGACCGAUGAAAAGCAUCAAAUGUCCAAUUUUCCUGAUUGGUUGGAUAAAACUGAAGAAUGGCAAACCACAAAAACAUCCAAUCUUAAACUGUUUUCUGUUUUUGAAUGGUCGAAUAAAACGACAAAUAUGGAAGCCUUGAUAACUUCCAGUAUGUACCCAGCAGGGCGUCAAGAUCAAAAUGUUAAACAACAUGAUGUCACCUGGUUAGCUGUAAGCUGUUCACUGAUUGGAUCUUUAGCAACGCUCUUUCUAAUUGGAUGUUUUAUGUGCUUCCGUUCUCGUCGCACGCUUCAGAAGAAAGCUCCAAAAGGAAUCAAGAGGAUUUUAUUUUCCCGUUUAGAACCAGAUAGAAACGUACAGCAUCAUCCGCAAGAAGGACAGCUGGAACAUUCCACUCUUAUUCCCGUAGAACAAUGUCAAGGUGACGAUCCUUACACAGAAAUACGGUAUUCCCAGAUGGGCGGAGAAUGUGCAGAAGCAGCCAUGAAUAUAAAUAACAAAGGCAAUGCGAUGUCCAAAGAACUCAAAUGUUUUGCGAGAAAUACAUAUUUGUAUGAAAAAUGUUCAUUUGAAACUGAAUAUGACCACAUUAAUCUUAAAGUGAAUUCAAACUUACCUUCGUUGCAUAAGGAGGAAAGAAUUGUAUGUGGUGACCUUCAGGAAUAUGUUGAUCUGCCUGAUGAAGGUCGGUUACAAAAGGAAUUCCCUAAUCAUGAUGGAAGUUCCAAAUCUUUGACUUUACCUCUAAAUUUGAAGAGGGUGAGUGAUCACAAUAAAUUGAAACCACACUUCUACAGUCUAUGUCAUGAUGUUUCGACAAACAUGUUAAAGGUUGAUCAAGACAAAACAGGCAUAGAAAACGAUUGUGUAAAACAAUUUUUUCCUGAAUGUCUGCAGACUGGAUCUGAUCCCGAAGUUAAGGAAGAAGACCGACCUUAUAGCUGUGGUCAUUCACUAUUAAAUGAUGAUUUGAAUCCAGAAGAAAAAUUGAGUACUGCAGAAGUCAGUAUUAUUUUAUCAAGUGUAACGGAGGACUCAAGUCCUUCCCUUGACAACCCAUACAGUUAUGUUAAAAAGUUGUGAGGAAAAAGUCACACAUAACUCAAAUCAAACAAAACCCA